Aspergillus niger is the source of this 1791-nucleotide messenger RNA. RefSeq lists its product as uncharacterized. Gene Ontology annotation, biological process: carbohydrate metabolic process. The record is from RefSeq and is a predicted model, not a curated record. Gene Ontology annotation, molecular function: UDP-glycosyltransferase activity; hexosyltransferase activity. The transcript is spliced from 5 exons. NCBI's taxonomy places the organism in Eukaryota, Fungi, Ascomycota, Eurotiomycetes, Eurotiales, Aspergillaceae. The coding region runs from base 1 to 1791 and encodes 596 amino acids.
AUGGCCAGCAACAGAAAUGCGGAGGUAUUCGAGCUGCCGGGGGAUUUAGUUAUGCCCCCUACCACGGCCAGCAACAACCAUCCGGGGGUCUUCGAGUUGCCGGGUGAAGCAGUCACGAUUCCCCCAACGCCAAUCGCUGCCGACCGCAAAAGCGGCAUUAAUAUAACAAGUGACGGGCGCAUUGAUAUUGACUACAACACGACACUGGUACGACGAUUCUCCAAACUGUACACUUCUCAUUAUUCACCACGACCUACGACGCCACCGCCCGAGUAUUCCGAGACAGCACUGCAAGCCGCUAAUGACAAUGGCCCAAGUCUGGAAUCUCCGCCGGCAUACACAGAAAAGACCUGGAAGAUCAAAUUGAAUAUUGUGAUCCAGGUGGUAGGCAGUCGAGGGGAUGUGCAGCCAUUUAUUGCCCUCGGGAAUGAACUGCAGCGAUAUGGACAUCGUGUGAGGCUGGCUACUCAUAAUGUAUUCGAAGCUUUCGUGCGCAGUUCAGGGCUCGAAUUUUACCCCAUCGGAGGCGAUCCAGAAGAACUAAUGGCAUAUAUGGUCAAAAAUCCCGGUCUUAUUCCCAAUAUGAGGAACUUACAGGCAGGCGAAAUUGGGCGCAAACGAGCCAUGAUUCGGGAGAUGUUGGACGGGUGCUGGAAAUCGUGCAUCGAGCCUGAUAUGGCGACCCAGCUACCUUUUGUAGCUGAUGCAAUCAUUGCCAAUCCUCCCAGCUUUGCCCAUAUCCACUGCGCCCAGGCACUAAGUAUUCCUGUACACUUGAUGUUUACUAUGCCCUGGACCAACACGAAGGCCUUUCCUCACCCCCUGGCGAAUUUAACUGGUGGUGGCGAUGAAGACCAAGGUUUCAGAAAUUUUGUUUCUUAUAGUGUGGUUAACUGGUUGACUUGGCAAGGGAUGGGCGAUGUGAUUAACCAUUGGCGAAAAGAGCUUGGCUUAGACGAAAUAGCUAUGUUUGAAGGGCCUCGUCUUGCAGAAAUCUUGAAGAUACCAUUUACAUACUGUUGGUCUCCGGCUCUCGUUCCCAAACCGACAGAUUGGCCUUCCUAUAUCGACGUCUGUGGUUUCUUCUUCCGCGAAUCCCCGAGAUAUGAUCCCCCAGCUGACUUACUGGCCUUUAUUGCUGCUGGUCCACCACCAAUUUAUGUUGGAUUUGGUAGUAUUGUCUUGGAAGAUGCAGAAAGCACUACUACUAUCAUUCUCAAUGCUAUACGUGCAGCAGGUGUACGGGCGAUCAUUUCCAAAGGUUGGUCCAACUUAGGCGGAAUACACGAUGACAGUAAUAUUUAUUUCAUCGGGGAUUGCCCUCAUGAAUGGCUGUUUGACCGCGUCGCAGCUGUCGUGCAUCAUGGAGGCGCGGGCACGACCGCUUGCGGGUUACGAAAAUCUAAGCCCACAUUCAUUGUGCCCUUUUUUGGAGAUCAGCCCUUCUGGGGAGAUAUGGUUGCUGCAGCGGGCGCUGGUCCUACUCCUAUUCCAUAUAAAGAGCUUACAGUUGAUAAGCUGGCCAGCGGAAUUCAAUACUGCCUUAGCGAACAAGCGCGCAUGUCAGCAGUUGCUAUAGCUGCUAAAAUGCAGUCAGAAAUAGGUGUAAAGGCUGCGGUUGCCUCAUUUCACCGGAAUCUCCCACUUGAGUGUCUGCAGUGCGAUCUAGAACCGAAUCUACCUGCGGUAUGGUCUUUCUCCCAAAACCGUAGGAAACUCAAGCUGUCAAAGAUUGCCGCAGAGGUACUAAUAUCCCAUGGAUUGAUUGAUGCAAAACACCUGACAAUGUAA